AGGCCAUAGCCACCUGUGCGCAGCCUGGCCGCCAAUAAAUUCAAGUUCACUUCAAAGUUUCGACUCUGCUCGUAGCAAGGAUUCCUAUUCAGCUGUUUGUAUAUAAACCCUAAUUCUCCUCGCUCUGUUUCUGUGCUUGGGACAAAGCUAGAAUGGCUUCUACUCUGAUCUCCCGCAGGCUUUCUUGUAAGCUCUUAACUCUCUCUCCUUCUUCCUCUGUUUACUCCCAGUUCAUCACUCAUGAAACCCAGAAUCCUGGAUUUAGAUUCUUCACUUACCACCACUCCAAUUCUUCUCCCCCACAACAUGAAGCUAAUCCUAUCUCCAUUUUUGAGGCCCAGGCGCUAAUUGAGCCAAAACCCUCAAAUCUGAGUCACCAUUUUGUUAGAUCGUAUUCAAGUUUUACUACCCAAACCAAAGAUCAUGAUUUUACUCUGUCAACAGUUGAAAAGUCCAGAUGUCUUUCAACUUUUACUAGAGAGAAAUCCCAAAUUCCUGAUUUGAAGCACAGAGAGAUGAUCUCAAGCAUUGAUACCCAGUUAACAAGUCAAAGACCCAGAUACUUUUCGAGCUCAGAUUCACCUUCUGAUUCUGAGAAAUCACAAAAUCAAAGUGAAUAUCCUAGCAAAAUCCCCAAUUUCAAGCAUCAGGAAAUAGAGGGGCCAACUGUGGAAAGAGACCUCUCAGCUUUGGCCAAUGAGACAAGAGAGGUUCUAGAAAGGAUGAUGAAGAACAUCUAUGCUCUGAGCAAAGCUGUGGCGUUUCUGGGAUUGAUUCAACUAGGUGUUGGAGCUUGGAUUUCUUACAUCACCAAAGCAACUACAAUACCAGAGGUUUCAAUACAAAGUUUUAUAGCUUUUGGAUUCCCUUUUACAAUGGCAUUUAUGUUGAGGCAAUCCUUGAAACCAAUGCACUUCUUUAAGAAGAUGGAGGAACAAGGUAGGUUGCAGAUUCUCACACUUGCCCUUCAAGUUGCAAAGAAUUUGAAUGUUUUCUUUGUGAGGCUUCGUAGUGUUUCUUUCUGGUGUAUUGCAGGUGUUUCAGUUGGAGUUUUGUUCAACUUAUUAUCAAAAUAAUUGUCUGCUUGAUUUGUUGAAGUGAUAGUGUUUUGAAUAAUCAUCAUAAUAUAAUCUUUGUUGAGUUUGCCUCAAA
Messenger RNA from Manihot esculenta (cassava), 1152 nucleotides. RefSeq lists its product as uncharacterized. NCBI's taxonomy places the organism in Eukaryota, Viridiplantae, Streptophyta, Magnoliopsida, Malpighiales, Euphorbiaceae. The record is from RefSeq and is a predicted model, not a curated record. The transcript has a single exon. The coding region runs from base 153 to 1076 and encodes 307 amino acids.